Centruroides sculpturatus (bark scorpion) is the source of this 854-nucleotide messenger RNA. Its product is annotated as 5-hydroxytryptamine receptor-like. The annotation marks the transcript as partial. The transcript has a single exon. The record is from RefSeq and is a predicted model, not a curated record. Gene Ontology annotation, biological process: G protein-coupled receptor signaling pathway, coupled to cyclic nucleotide second messenger; chemical synaptic transmission. Lineage: Eukaryota; Metazoa; Arthropoda; Arachnida; Scorpiones; Buthidae. Gene Ontology annotation, molecular function: G protein-coupled serotonin receptor activity; neurotransmitter receptor activity. Gene Ontology annotation, cellular component: membrane; dendrite.
UUUACGUCUAGUUUAAAAUAUGUUUAUGCAUAAAAGUGUAUAAAGUUAUUCAGUAACUUUUUGAGAAAAAUAAUUAUUUAUCAAAUUGUUAUGAAAAAAUUAAGUAGAGAAGUGAUGAAAACUAUUUGCAACACGCAUCUCUCAUUGUCACAAAAAUCGUCGAUUGUUGGAUAUUAUGAAGAAAUUUAAAUAUAAAAAUCAAAUUAAUUAAUAAAAUUUUACUUCGAAAAGUUAUAUAAAUUAUAAAUAAAAAUGCAGUCAAAUAUGACUUUCGAUUUUUACAACUUUACAGUUGAAGAUCCUAUAAAAAUCGAUAUUAUAGGAAUGGUUGUGAUGUCUGUAUUAUUGGGUAUCAUAAUAUUAGCUACUGUAGUUGGAAAUUUAUUUGUCAUAGCUGCAAUAUUUAUCGAGAAGAAUCUACAGAGUGUUGGUAAUUAUUUAGUCCUAUCCUUAGGUGUUGCAGAUCUGAUGGUAGCAUGUUUGGUUAUGCCACUCGGUGCUGUAAACGAAGUGAAUCAAGAAUGGAUAAUGGGACCCGAGUUAUGUGACGUGUGGACUGCAUGUGACGUUCUCUGUUGUACAGCAUCUAUCUUACACCUCUUAGCCAUAGCAGUUGACAGAUUUUGGGCAGUAACUAACGUCGAUUACGCUCGUCAAAGAAAUGCUAAACACAUUUACAUAAUGAUCCUUUUAGUUUGGAUAGUAUCGUUUGUGGUAUCUCUAGCGCCUAUAUUCGGUUGGAAAGAUCCCGAUUUUGCCAAGCGACUAGAAGAAGAAAAAAGGUGUCUUGUGAGUCAAGAUGUUGCCUAUCAGAUAUUCGCUACCUUUUCUAGCUUUUAUGUGCCAUUGGNGAA